AUGAUGGCGACCGUUUUGAGAAAAGUUAAACUCUGUAAUAAUAAAAACAAAUCGGAUUCGGUGACUGAUGAUAAUAAUAAAAGUGAAAUAGAAAAGGAUAGAGGGGAUAAUGAUGUUUUAUAUAAUAAUAGGAGAAUAAGUCAAAGUUUCGAAGAAAGAGUCGUACCUUGCGGUGGAAGAGUUUGCGGGUUAGUUAAUGUGUGUACAGGACCGGCUGAUUCAAUGGAAAAUCGUCGCCGGAGAAAUCGACCCCAGGGUAGAAGAAACCCUAAUAAUAAUUUGACCUUAUUUCAAAGCUUACAGCUGAGAAUUGAUUUAUGGACGACAAAUACGGGACAUUUAUUAGAUAGAUCUUAUUUUGCUAGAAGGAUUCUCGUUCCACGACAAAAAUUUUUUUAA
Pediculus humanus corporis (human body louse) is the source of this 399-nucleotide messenger RNA. RefSeq lists its product as uncharacterized. NCBI's taxonomy places the organism in Eukaryota, Metazoa, Arthropoda, Insecta, Psocodea, Pediculidae. The coding region runs from base 1 to 399 and encodes 132 amino acids. The record is from RefSeq and is a predicted model, not a curated record. The transcript is spliced from 2 exons.